Molecule: messenger RNA, 446 nt
Organism: Vitis riparia (riverbank grape)
Lineage: Eukaryota; Viridiplantae; Streptophyta; Magnoliopsida; Vitales; Vitaceae
Product: CLAVATA3/ESR (CLE)-related protein 46-like
Exons: 3
Coding region: 31-273 (80 amino acids)
Source: RefSeq, a predicted model, not a curated record
CAAUUCCGCACGCACCGGCUCCUGUCGAAGAUGGGGAGAAGACAGACCCUCUUCGCUCUCCUCUUAGCAUGCCUCCUGCUUGCUGCUUCUCCGCACCGUUACUCUGCUGCUACCAAGGUUCAAGCUGGUUCCAAACCCAGAGAAGCGUCGGCAUCGGCAGCAGCAGCGGCGGCAGGAUUCAGUUUUGCUACUUCGGCCAAAGGGAAGAAGACUCGUAAAUCUCCAUCUGGACCCAACCCGGUUGGAAAUCAACACCCACCGUCGAGGCCAUGAAUCAGUGGGGGGCACUAGUUCAGCAUAAUUUGUAGAACGGAAGGUCGCAAUAUUGUUUGGGAUGUACAACUGGUCAAGGAGGUUAGGUAUAUUCUUAGUUCAAAAUACCGUUGUUUUGGGGUGUUGUGCAUGUACAAGGACGGAAUUUUAUUUGAAAUUUUGAAUUCCAUUAA